AUGAAACAUAAUAGGCGGAUUAACAAUAUUUUGAUCGGGGACACAUUGGGAUUUUUUCAUUUUGGCUGCGACUCGGACCACCUUGGACAGCAACUACAAAGCGUAUGGCCAGCUACCACUCCAUUCUUGAACACCAAUGCCACUGUCUAUCACCGUAUGGUAUGCACCGGUGGUCCCGUACAACAGCUCCUAUUGAACGCCACGUUUGAAACUGCAUUCUCGUGCAACGGAUACGACACAUGGGUAGCACCGGCCACAUACAUGGCCACUGUUAAUGGCUGGACACAGGAAAUGGAUAUUGCCAACAUUUCGCAGUAUUAUUCCUAUCUCAAUGGAAAUAUGUACGAGUACAAUUUCGGUCAGAUAACUGCCGGCCCCUGCACUGGUGACACCUUUUUCUCGGUGAACGCCUAUGUGGCGGACGACCAGUUAGGCUGCAGUGGGAACGGCUUGAGGUCGGUGUCCGUCGACUACACCAACGCCCAGAUAUCGGGACAAAAAUGCAAUCAAAAAUGUACUGUCGAUAAGAGAUACCACUCGUACUUCUCGUUUAACCCGGCUAUUAAAAAUUAA
This is a messenger RNA of Oppiella nova, 573 nucleotides long. The record is from the annotation of a GenBank genome assembly. NCBI's taxonomy places the organism in Eukaryota, Metazoa, Arthropoda, Arachnida, Sarcoptiformes, Oppiidae.